Aspergillus affinis is the source of this 909-nucleotide messenger RNA. Its product is annotated as aromatic alcohol reductase. Gene Ontology annotation, molecular function: oxidoreductase activity. Bases 1 to 909 code for a protein of 302 amino acids. NCBI's taxonomy places the organism in Eukaryota, Fungi, Ascomycota, Eurotiomycetes, Eurotiales, Aspergillaceae. The record is from RefSeq and is a predicted model, not a curated record. The transcript has a single exon.
AUGGGCUCGGUUCGAAUCGCCCUAGCAGGUGCUACAGGAAACCUGGGUCGUCCUAUCCUCGAAGCUCUUCUUGACGCGAACUACAACGUUACAGUCCUCUCGCGCAUCGGCGGUAAUUCAUCGAGACUGAAGCCCCACCCAAGCCUUGUCAUCAAAGAAGUUGACUUCAACUCCGUUCAAUCAUUGAUUCCGGCAUUGCAAGGGGCCGAUGUGGUCAUUUCAUGCCUCGCCACGUUAGCCAUAGGCAGCCAGAACCCCUUGAUUGAUGCAUCCGUUGAUGCAGGAGUGAAGCGAUUCAUCCCGGCAGAGUUCGGUAUGGACUCUCGAAACCCCCUCAGCGUACAGCUCCCGGUUUGCGAACCCAAGGCUGCGACGCAGAAGUACCUCCUGGAGAAGUCGGUCUCCCAUCCAGGGUUCACUUUCACCGGAAUCGCGAAUGGUCUAUUUCUUGACUGGUGUCUGACGGAGGGAAUCAUUCUGGAUCUAGCACACCAUACUGCCACGUUAUACAACGGCGGCGAUGUACCUUUCAGUGCCACCACUCUGGCUGACGUCGCCAAGGGCGUCGUGGGCGUUAUUGAGCACCAGGCUGAGACCUCCAACCGGAUUGUCUACAUUCAUUCCGCUGUGGUUACCCAGAACAGAUUGAUUCAGUACGCUCAGGAUAAGGAUGGGAAGGCAUGGCAAGCCGCUGUGAAACAUACCAACGAGGUCAAGCAGGAAAGCCUCGCGGAGUUGGCCAAAGGUGCGCAUGCAAACAUCGAUGCCGCAAUGCUCGGGUUCUGCAUUGUUGCCUCGUGGGGACCAGAGUAUGGCUGUGAUUUUUCAGCUCAUUUGGAUAAUGAGCUAUUGGGCGUGAAGCAAUCGAGUGAAGCUGAGCUGAGGGCAUUGGUGGAAAAUCUCUUGUGA